This is a messenger RNA of Trichomonas vaginalis G3, 267 nucleotides long. RefSeq lists its product as uncharacterized. NCBI's taxonomy places the organism in Eukaryota, Parabasalia, Trichomonadida, Trichomonadidae. The record is from RefSeq and is a predicted model, not a curated record. The coding region runs from base 1 to 267 and encodes 88 amino acids. The transcript has a single exon.
AUGCAGAACCCAUGGUUUGAUGUUGAUGAUUUUGAUGAUUCAGAAGAUGCAAAUGGUUCUUGCUUUAUGGGAGUCUUUAAUCGCCAUCCUGCGGAAAUAGCUGCUUCUCUUCCACGUCCAAGCACACCAUUCGGAUAUCCACAAAGGAUGUCAAUACAGACAAAAUUUUCCGAUGAAUAUUCUUCCUCCUCUUGCGAAGCAGAGAGCCCUGUUAUUCACUCGCGCCCUCAGAACAUUUUCCAAGGAUCGCUUGUUUCUGUUUUUUAA